Molecule: messenger RNA, 2722 nt
Organism: Liolophura sinensis
Lineage: Eukaryota; Metazoa; Mollusca; Polyplacophora; Chitonida; Chitonidae
Product: copine family protein 1-like
Exons: 7
Coding region: 531-1424 (297 amino acids)
Biological process (GO): protein ubiquitination
Cellular component (GO): nucleus
Molecular function (GO): ubiquitin-protein transferase activity
Source: RefSeq, a predicted model, not a curated record
CACAGUUUUCAGUUUAUGCAUGAAAGUUCAAAGAUCUAAUGCGUCUUGUAGAAAACGACACCGCUUUGUUCACGUCAAAUACAUCAAGAGAUUGUGCUGGAACAGCGAAGUAUAAAUUAAUGCCAGUUCUAGUUGGAGACGGUUGCAAUGUUUCUGGGUCAUUACUGACAACAACAACAACAACAACAUUAGUCAUCCAUCAGUUUCAUCACCCGAAAGUACAGUCUCCUGAUGCAACUUUUGCACAGUUUACAUAUAGGCCUAAUCACAGGUGUUUCACUAUUAACAGUUGAUACAGGUGUGUGUCAUGGCCUGUCUGACCCACGAUGUAAAUGAAGCAGUUUGUGUAUAGUAUAGUACCACGGUACAGGUUAUCGUUUUACACCGAAAUCAAGGCAUACAGUCAGGUAUUUACGACAAUAGAGUAGACCCAAUUCAAUUCUUGGAUCAACAUUUACUUCUCUCAUUAUCUGAUAAACUGGCGUUUGUCAUAAAAAGGUGGACAGCAUCUCUCAUCAGUUAUUAAUACAAUGGAAUUGGUCAGCUUGAUCAUUUUUGGGGUCCUCUUUUAUAUAUUCUAUACACGCUUCUGGAAAAAGGAUCGAUUAAAGUUUGCAAAGAAGCAAAGAUGGCAAAGUGGAAACAGUGUAGCAAGACUGUACAGUGCUUCACAUGUGAAUGCGAUAGUGGAUAGGUUCCAAAGCCUCGAUGAUGUCAGUGAUGCUGUGAAGAGAGCAGGGCUGGAGGAGUGCAGUCUAAUAUUUGGGGUGGAUUUCACAGCCAGUAAUGAGCGACAGGGUUUGCAGACAUUUGGGGGCAGGUGUCUUCACUAUGUCGAUCAGCUCCAACAAAAUCCAUACCAGUAUGUCAUAUGUUGUCUUGGUGAAACGCUAGAACCCCUUGACAGCGAUGGAAUGAUUCCAGCCUUCGGCUUUGGAGAUGCCACCACUAAAGAUUUCUCGGUGUUCCCAUUCAAAAAUGAGGGUUUCUGCCAUGGAUUUCAAGAGGUCCUCCACAUCUAUAACUACGUCGCCCAGCGUGUUAGAAUGAGCGGACCCACAAACUUCGCCCCUCUCAUUAACCGGGCUAUAGAGAUCGUCAAAAUGACAAAAUCGUACCACAUCUUGGUGAUCGUCGCUGACGGUCAGGUGACACGUGAGAGAGACACCCAAACCGCCAUUGUUGAGGCCUCAAAAUGGCCGCUUUCCAUCAUCGUCAUUGGUGUGGGUGACGGACCUUGGGACACGAUGGCAGAAUUUGACGACGGUUUGCCCGAAAGAAAAUUUGAUAACUUCCAGUUUGUUGAUUUUAACAAAGUCACCCGAAAUGCCCGCAACCCAGAAGCAUCCUUUGCUCUUCACGCUCUCAUGGAAAUUCCCGACCAGUACAAGCAAAUACACAAGCUUGGUUUGCUCAGUUUCUGAGAUAAUCGCAAAUACGCCAUUCCGGUUUAUGUCAUGCUCUUGGUGGAUACUUCACGGAGAUUCCGAUGUAGGGUUACAUGAACCACUUCAAUCCAGACAGAGUUAUUAUGUGUCUGCGUUGAUUCCAGCUAUGGAGACCCUUAUAAUUGAAUUCAUUAAAUAAUGAGUUAUAUAGAGAUAUAUAUCAUCAGUCAUUACUUUCAUGCAAAUCCAACUAUUGGGUGAAUUACCGCUCAGGGACUGAACUCUCUUCGUAUGCGUAUACUAGAAAAAGUUUGGAUAUACAUCCGGACUCAUGAACACAUGACCAUGGGUUUUAAUUUGUUAUUGCAGAAGUACAUGUAUGUGUUUUUUGGCUACUAUUGUACACCCUUUAUAUGUAAAGACACACACUAUAUAUUUGGUACUCUUUACAUAUAUCUGUAUAUUGGAUGAACAUGAUGACCUCCGCUCUCGUUAGCUGUAUUCCAUAGCAGUGUGUGUAUUGGCUAAUUAGAUUCACUCUGCAUUCACCUUACGUUCACUUUGUAGACAAAUAAUGGACCCUGUCCAUCAGCAUGUUGUGUUGAAUUAUCUGUUCGAGUCGGUUGACUUCAUCCUAAAACUGUAUAAGUUUGACUCUAAUUAAAGGCGAUAAGCCUGACCAAACCCUCCAGGGUCAUACGUCCUGGUAGCCAUUUCACACUUUUACGUACUCAUAAAAUUAAGUGACAUCCAAUUUUCGCUCCUUUAACCGACUUCAGAACUUCUCGAUCUGAUUUAUUUUUUUAUUUUACGCUGUACUCAAGAAUAUUUCACUUACACGACGCUGGCCAGCAUUAUGGUGGGAGGAAACCGGGCCGAGAACGGGAGAAACCCACGACCAUCCACAGGCUGCUGGAAGACCUUCCCACGUACUUCUCAAUCUGAGGAAACGUGAUGUACCCGCAGAAUCUUUCAAUAUAAUGUUUGCUUCACUAUUUUUUGACGUGAAGACUGUACUUCAUUUUAUACACGCAUUUGUGGAUUUAAAGAUUGAGCAUGAUUGGUGUGACCUUUGGUGUGAAAUUGUUUGAAAUGUAGCCCCAUGUCCUCACAGGCAGCGGUUCAUUUGACAUGACACUCCAGCAGCGGAAUGGUUCUGAAUCAGUAAGUUGUUUAUAUACCGGUAUAUUAGGUUUCAGAGAUAUUUUUGAGUAGUUCUCCUAUCGCCGUAGUCUGUGAAGAAUGUUUUCGUCACCAGUCAUUUGUAUGUAUAUGAUAGAAUCAGUUUUUAUCUUGAUUUUACUUAUCUAUAUCAAUAAAGCCUUUGUGUCUAU